AUGCCUGUGGACUUUAGUGGGAAAUGGAUUUUGGAGAGCAAUGAGAAUUUUGACGAUUAUAUGAAAGCGCUGGAUGUUGACUUUGCCACGCGUAAAAUCGCUGCCAGUCUGGCUCAGACCAAAGUGGUUGUUCAACAGGGUGACGUGUUUGAAUUUAAAACACUGAGCGCUUUCAGGAACUAUGAGCUGGCCUUUACACUGGGUGUCGAGUUUGACGAGUACACCAAAGGACUAGACAACAGACAUGUCAAGAGUUUGGUGACCUGGGAAGGGGAUACGCUUGUUUGCAUCCAGAAAGGGGAGAAAGCCAAUCGUGGCUGGAAGCACUGGAUCCAAGGGGGCAAAAUGUACCUGGAGUUGACGUGUCAAGAUGCAGUUUGUCUACAAGUGUUCAAGAAAAAGGAUUAA
Molecule: messenger RNA, 408 nt
Organism: Nerophis lumbriciformis (worm pipefish)
Lineage: Eukaryota; Metazoa; Chordata; Actinopteri; Syngnathiformes; Syngnathidae
Source: RefSeq, a predicted model, not a curated record